This is a messenger RNA of Suncus etruscus (white-toothed pygmy shrew), 963 nucleotides long. RefSeq names its product tumor associated calcium signal transducer 2 (gene TACSTD2). Gene Ontology annotation, cellular component: nucleus; membrane. The transcript has a single exon. The coding region runs from base 1 to 963 and encodes 320 amino acids. The record is from RefSeq and is a predicted model, not a curated record. NCBI's taxonomy places the organism in Eukaryota, Metazoa, Chordata, Mammalia, Eulipotyphla, Soricidae. Gene Ontology annotation, biological process: positive regulation of stem cell differentiation.
AUGGCCCGGGGCCCCGGGCUGGCUCUGCUGGCGACGCUGCUGCUGCUCGCGGUGGCCGCGCGGCCGGCGGGCGCGCAGGACAACUGCACUUGCGCCACCAACAAGAUGACCAUGUGCAGCCGCAGCGGCCCCGGGGGUCGCUGUCAAUGCCAGGCGAUCGGUUCUGGCAUCGAAGUGGAUUGCUCCAGACUCACCUCCAAGUGUCUUCUGCUCAAGGCCCGCAUGCACGGCCCCAAGAGCGGCCGCGGGCUGGUGCGCCCCAGCCAGCAUGCCAUCGUGGACAACGACGGGCUCUACGACCCCGACUGCGACCAGGACGGCCGCUUCAAGGCUCGCCAGUGCAACCAGACGUCCGAAUGCUGGUGCGUGAACUCGGUCGGGGUGCGCCGCACCGAUAAGGGCGACCUGACCCUGCGCUGCGACGAGUUGGUGCGUACCCAUCACAUCCUCAUCGAUAUGCGCCACCGCCCCACCUCCCGGCCUCUGAACCAUUCGGACCUGGAUGCUGAGCUGCGGAGGCUUUUCCGCGAGCGCUACCGGCUGCACCCCCGUUUCGUGGAAGCCGUGCAUUACGAGAACCCCACCAUCCAGAUCGAGCUGCGGCAGAACGCGUCGCAGAAGAGCCCCGGAGACGUGGACAUUGGCGACGCGGCCUACUACUUCGAGAGGGACGUCAAAGGCGAGUCGCUCUUCCACGGUGGGGGCAGAGAUCUCUUUGAUGUGCGGGUGCGAGGCGAACCCCUGCACUUGGAGGGGACCCUCAUCUACUACCUGGACGAGAAGCCCCCUGAGUUCUCCAUGAAGCGCCUCACCGCCGGCCUCAUCGCUGUCAUCGUGGUGGUCGUGCUGGCCCUGGUGGCCGGCCUGGUCGUCCUGGUUAUUACUAACCGGAGGAAGUCGGGGAAGUACAAGAAGGUGGAGAUCAAGGAAAUGGGGGAGAUGAGGAAGGAAACCGGCUCGUAG